AUCAUUAUAAACGAAUGCCCUUCUUGUCAUUUUAGUGUGAUGCGGUCAUAUUGAACUUUACCCCCAGACCUAGUUUUGGAGAUACCAUUCUAACUUGUAGGGGUCAAUGAUAUGUAUACAAGAGUAUCACUUGAACGGCAAACGUAGUUUGGAGGAGAGCAAUGUAAAUUUGUGUAAUACUGAUUGUUUGAAAUCUUAAGGAAAUAUUUUAGAUAGUGUCACUUAUAUAAAUGAAUGAAUUAUAUUAAUGAAACCUCCCUAUGAUUUCUCCAAUACGUGGUCUAUCCCUUAUCAUCUUUGCUGUCGUGCUGAAAUAUUUCGCUAGAUGGCAGUGCUACACAGUGGGACAAGAUGGUCAAAGAUCAUUCGGUGCUAGUCAACGGGGGUCAGGUGAGACUAGGGAUUUCAAGUGUCAUAAAAAGACAGGUCAAAUAAAGCCAGUGGUCAACAGGUCGAGAUGGAGGCCAUCUCUGCAGUUGUCCAGUUGGCUGGAGGAGCCGUACUGACCACUCUGGCCUUGGCUGUCUUUGUCAUGUACACCCAACCUGCCAACAUUGUGCACUUCUUUCUGAGGUUGAACAAAUGGAGGACGGGCUGUACCACUAAGUACGUGAAAGUGGGGGAGCAGCAGUUUGCUUACAUGGAGAGGGGCCGGCCCAGUAAGAACCAACCAUCGCUGCUCUUCCUGCAUGGCUUCUCCGACAGGAAGGAGACUUACUGUGAGAUCAUCAUGCAUCUGCCCAAACACCUGCACCUGAUUGCUGUAGACUUACCUGGACAUGGAGACACCGGCAUCAAGGCAAAGGCUGACCUGACUGUAGAGGCAUAUGCUGCCAAGCUGCAUCAGUUCAUCAGCGAAGUUGACCUUAACCAUGGCCCCCUGCAUAUUGUCGGACACUCCAUGGGUGGCGGCCUUGCUGGUUGCUACGCAGCUACGUAUCCAGAGAAGAUGUGGGCUCUGACAAUGAUAUGUCCUGGUGGUGUAAAGGUGCCAGAGAACAGUGUCAUGUUUGAGAAGAUUUUCCGGGGAAACAAACACGUGAUGAUCCCUGAGACUGUGGAGCAGGCAGAGGAAAUGUUCAAUAUUUGUCUGUACAACAAAUCACUCAUACCUCCCAAACGGGUAUUACAAGGAUAUGUGGACUACUCCAAACCAUACAUAGACUUCAACAAAGAACUAUUUGAUGCUAUGUUGGAACUUGGACAAGAUGGACUGACCCCUUACCUUGGGAAGAUCUCUACACCGACACAGGUGAUGUGGGGAAGACAUGACAAGGCCCUACACAUAGCUGGCCUGGAUGUGAUAAAGAGAGAGAUGUCAGCACCUCUGCAGGUGGAUGUUAUAGAGGACUGUGGACACACUGUUGGCUUAGAAGCUCCCAAAAAGGCUGCUACGUUUCUGUUGAACUUCAGGGAAACCGUUCUCAACAAGUAGAAUAUAACUUAGAGGCUUUGGGAACAUAUUGUUUAUUGUCAGUAAAGGAAAACUUCUUCAAGUUGAAGUCAAUUCACCCAGAAGUGAUUAAUUCUGGUAGUAAAUGAACAUCCUCGUGUAAAAUGUCUGUGAAUUUAUGGACUUAAACAACUUAAAAAGUGAAGUUUAACAUUGUUAGUACACAUACAAUCCAUGAUUGAUAUACAAUGAUUCCAAUAGGCUGUAUAGAUAGGUAAUAUCUGUUGUAUGAUAUACAUAUGAAAUGUAAUGUUAUCAUGUAAUAAUUCCAGAGUAAUGCUUUAUUACUUGAAGUUGUAUUUUAAUCAGUCUCUUUACAAUUUACGACAACUUAGAGCUACCAAAGGUUUUAAUUGCUUAAAUGAGCAGAUUGCAGUGCAAUAUUUCCUUCUAUGAUAAUCAAAAUCAUGCUUUAUAAUGAAGCACCUUCAUACAAUGUAUGCCCCUUGGUUCGAACCGUUCCAGCAAUUAUUACACAUCUGCCAGUUUGGUAGAUCACACCUCGGAGGGAAAUUCCAGCACAGUGAGCCAGGAUAUUGUGAGAGGAACACUGAUGAUGAUGAUGAUCAUGACGCGCACCGCACAAGUUCAGCAAACUGGUUUUAGGGAUAACCUUUGUUCAGGACAAUAGACCAUAGGGGCUUGAAAGGAGGGAAGAACUCAUACAUCUCUGUUUAAAUGCUAUGUGCUACAAUAGUUACAUUUGAUGUGUGCUAUGUAACACCUCCAUGUACAUGCCCUUUAGGGCUUAUAUGUAGGGAUGGUGUAACUUAUUGCAAAUUCUUGCCCAAGGACUAAUUUCAGGUAACAUGAAAGGAGACAAACAAAUGUGUAGAAUAGUACAGAUUGUGUCUACUGCAGUCUAAAAGACUGUCAUUCUCGUACAGGACAGUAUAGCCACAUUCGACGCUUUAGGCCUGAUAUCAAUUAGGAUUUUACCAUGGUCAAUAUUGACCGAAAGAGGCCAUAUAUAGUCUAAAAUCUAACUAGUAAACUGUAACUUCUUUUCCUGAGACAAUGGAAGACGGAGGGUCCCAACCUAUUCCAUAAUGUGUGGGUUCUGUGAUGUUAGGAGGGAGGUAGAUUUCUUUUUGUCUGUAAACAUGGGAAAAUUUGGGAGGAAUUUAGUGACCUCAAAUAGAGCCCUCUGGCCAGGGUAUAGUAUUUGUUUUGUCACUGUAAAUGAAUUAAACCAAACAUGAUUCCAACAGGUA
Molecule: messenger RNA, 2667 nt
Organism: Branchiostoma floridae (Florida lancelet)
Lineage: Eukaryota; Metazoa; Chordata; Leptocardii; Amphioxiformes; Branchiostomatidae
Product: monoacylglycerol lipase ABHD6-like
Exons: 9
Coding region: 458-1435 (325 amino acids)
Source: RefSeq, a predicted model, not a curated record